This is a messenger RNA of Ylistrum balloti, 372 nucleotides long. RefSeq lists its product as uncharacterized. The coding region runs from base 1 to 372 and encodes 123 amino acids. The record is from RefSeq and is a predicted model, not a curated record. Lineage: Eukaryota; Metazoa; Mollusca; Bivalvia; Pectinida; Pectinidae. The transcript is spliced from 4 exons.
AUGCUAUUCUUGACUAUCAUAACAAGAGUUGUGUACUGGUAUAUGGACCACAAUAACCCCAACAAGUGUAUGAAACAAGAAAAAUCAUUGAAGAAACAAAAAAGCUGUGUUAAAACUGUGAGGAUUGUAGAGCCAGAAAAGACAGCGAGUUUUGUUUAUAUGUCUACAGAGAAUACUGUUACGGCGAUUGAAGAAUCACAAAAUGACGUAAACAAAUCCUACAUUCGGACCAAGACCGAAUACAAAUGUACAGGCUGUACAAACGAGGACACCACCAGGAGGAACCGCUGGGACAAGAAUGAAAUGGACUACAUGGGGCAGGAUUCAUUCGACAACAUCAAAGCCAAGCUCAACCAAAGCAUGGGUCAAUAG